This is a messenger RNA of Lactuca saligna, 1104 nucleotides long. Lineage: Eukaryota; Viridiplantae; Streptophyta; Magnoliopsida; Asterales; Asteraceae. The record is from the annotation of a GenBank genome assembly.
AUGGUUGCGACAGGGGUUAGCAAAGUUCCUUAUUUCUUCUCUACCAGGUGCAGUAAUUCAAGUUUACAGAGUCAAUAUGGAACACCAGCACUUGCCAAUGAGAUCAAAGAAGCUCUUGAAGGGAACAAUGACAUGGCAAAGAUAGAAGCCAUGAAAAAAGCUGUCAUGCUUCUACUUAAUGGUGAAACACCACCACAUAGAAACUUUGAAGCCAUGAAGCAUGAUAUCACAAUGAUGCUAUUGAAGCCAACUCUUACUAGAGGCGCUGAUGAAUCCCAUCAACAGGGAGUGCCUGUAAUGAAAAAUAAUAAUAAUCAGAAAGUUGCGAGUAUAGGUGUGAGCCAGAGGAGUGAAGUUACAAGCGAAACGAAUGUGAUGCAUGACUGGGACCCGUCUGAUUGGUGGUUUAUGCAUGAAUAUCCUCCACCGCCACCACCAAGUGUUGUGAAAGAUGAAGGUGGUGGUGGUAAUAAAGGAAAGAAACCAACAACAACAUAUACCAAGAGUCAUAGUAGAAGCAUAGUGGUAAUGCCAAUGGCAGUAAAAAUAAUCAAGAUGAAGCCAAGAAGAGAGAGAAAGCCAAGAGGAGGAGGAGUACGGAUUCAUUCCCCAAAUAAUAACACGGAAGAUGAAGCCCCUCCAUUUAAGCAGCAGCAACAACCAGGUUUUAGGAAGUAUGGGCAAAACAACCGUGGUGGUGGUGGUGGGCGGAAACAUAAUAGCAAUAAUAAUGCAAAGAUAAACCAAGAAAAUCCGAGGCAAAAUCUGCAUUAUGAGUAUCAGCCACUCGGAUCAAACAAACCGGAUGCACGUACAGCUACAGUUGCAGCUGCAACUGAUGGAUAUGGGAAUGCAAUGGGUCAGAGGCAGAUCAUGGACUUCCAACCUGGCAAAUUUCUUAAUGGAAAAGAAGUCCAUUAUAAUCAACAUGGUUUGUUACUUCUAGAAGGACAAGGCAUUUAUUGUCUGGGUGAUAGCUGUGACACUAUUACCUUCAGGUUUACCAAUCCAAUCUACAUGUCACAUUCCCUAGUAACUGAUUCACUAGGAUCCAUCAAACGCUCUAUCUUUCUGCUGAAGAGAACCGUCCCUUUUGAUUACUGA